Microtus ochrogaster (prairie vole) is the source of this 1403-nucleotide messenger RNA. RefSeq names its product family with sequence similarity 180 member B (gene Fam180b). NCBI's taxonomy places the organism in Eukaryota, Metazoa, Chordata, Mammalia, Rodentia, Cricetidae. The record is from RefSeq and is a predicted model, not a curated record.
UUGGAUUAAGUGUCCUAGCUGGCCUCUAGCAAGAUGUUUUCAGUGUGAGAACAGAUAGUAACAUUACUGCUUGAGAUACGUCCCUUGGUAGGGUCAAGCUGGAUCUCUUAUUAACUAAACAGCCCAUCCAUUUGAGCAAGAAUAUGAUGCUACUGCCGAAACUGAAGAGUCCCCAUCUUGAAGGGGUGAAAUUAACCCCCAGGUGAAUGAGGCCAUAGCCAGCCCUUCCUUACACAGCACUGAAGACUGACACAAAGGAAUGAAGUAGCGUCCUGUCGUGGAAAGUUGGAUGAAGGAGCACAAAGCUUCUGGGAGGUCAGAGUUAGAGGACAUGCUAGGACAUUACAGUUCCUGCUGUGUGACUAGUCCAGAAUCAGGAUGGGUGGCUCUGAGCCUCACAUGGCAGAGGAGGAACUGUGGGGCCUGGGGAGUGCUAUAGUGGCUGAUGGUGUAGAAACUCUAUGGAGAUCAGUUUCAGUGCUUACUGUUGUUCUGCGACUCUACCAGGGUGUUGUGCUAGCCAUAGUAGUCAUGUUGAAUUUUUGCCAAGAUGGCAGUCAGAAUGGAAUGCACCGGGAUGAGAUUCAAGCCUCAGAGGGUGACCACCAGCAUGCAUAUAUGUGCAUUUGGAAUAGGGGAGGGGACAUGAGAUGGUACCCACACACUUUUUUGUUAAAGAUGCCUCCUGGGCAACAAAACUUUUCUGUAAGGCCAGGUGUUCAGAGUGAUGGACAGCAGGGAUCCAGUUCCCCUUUACUGCCUCAGGACUGUCCAUGGACAGCAUUGUCAUGGAAGGUGGCCUGCAGGAGCCAGAGGGCCAGAAGUGAUGCUUGAGGUCAUUUUUCUUAGCCUGGAUCAUGGAGUUGCAGGGUCCAGGGUUUGGAAGGGGACUAAAGUUAGACCUGCCUGUGGUGGGGUCCAAGCAGCAUGGGUCUUCCCAACUCCUUGCCCACUCUUGCUCCCACACCGGACACCUAAGGUCAGCCCACCCCUAAAAUAGCUCCCCAUGCAGUUCUGGGGAUGGGGCUGGAACCGGACAUCAUGGGACAACUGUACAUCCAGUAUUAGAAACCAGGAUCCACACAUCCAGGCCAUCGACAAAGGCUCCUCCCGCAGCAACAUGUGCCCAGUGACUUGGAGGGUGCUAAGCCAUAGUUACAGCAACUCCAGCAUCUUCAGGAAGGGCUCCUCUUAGCAUCUGCUUCUUUUUUUUUAAUACAUUUUUUUAUUCAUCUGCUUCUUAUAGGCCCAUUAUGUGUCUAUCAGCUCCAUGGAGCUAGUGAGGCUGAAGAGGAGGUCUUUGUCCUCCUGGCACAGAAAACACUUUGGGACCUGUGCAAGGGUUUCUGUCCCCAGAGCCAUCCCCCUUCAUUGGGAUCCUGACCCUUCCCCUUUCACUUGGC